Messenger RNA from Rotaria sordida, 768 nucleotides. The record is from the annotation of a GenBank genome assembly. Lineage: Eukaryota; Metazoa; Rotifera; Eurotatoria; Philodinida; Philodinidae.
AUGUCCCGAAUAACUAAAGGUACAUCGUCAAAUAAAAUAACAACAACAUCAUCAUCACCAAUAACGAAUAAAAGAUCUCAAUCAUCAUCAUCACUUAUAUCAUUAAUGAGAUUGAAAAAUCACAAUCGUCAUUCAAAUGUAAGUUUAAUAGAUAAAAAUACAUCUUUAUUAUCACAACGUAUAAAUACAUCAAAAUAUCUUGCUGAACAACGUGCUAAAGCUCGAGAUAUUGUAUUAGGUUUACAACGUAAAAAUAUAAAACUAAUUGCUAUUGAUUUUGAUAAUACAUUUUUAUCAAUACAUACAAAUGGUUAUUAUCAAGGAACAGUUGAUAGUUUAUUAGGUUAUAUAAGAUCAACAUUUCAUUACUUUAUUCAUGAAAUUCUUGAUUCAUCAGCAUUCAAUCAAACACUUCAUGUUUGUAUUGUAUCAUUUUCAUCUCAAGAACAACUUAUAAGAAAAUUACUUCAAUUAGCAUUUAAAACAUCUAAAACAGAUCGAAUUAUAAUUCGUUGUAAUACGCCUGAAUUUGUUGCACAUAUGGAUGAAGAUUUUCUUGGUAAAGAAUAUCAUUUGUCAUCUGUUGUUACUGAAUUAGCAACACGACGAAAUAAAACAAUUAAACCAAAUGAAAUUCUUUUACUUGAUGAUGAUGUACAAAAUAUUUUAAUUGCUGAAGAAUUUGGUCACAAAGUACUUGAAAUUCGUGAUGAAAUUAAUUUAGACAUUUUAAAAGAUUUUGUUUAUAACAAUUUACCUGACAGUUAA